This is a messenger RNA of Daucus carota subsp. sativus, 1275 nucleotides long. RefSeq lists its product as uncharacterized. The record is from RefSeq and is a predicted model, not a curated record. The transcript has 3 exons. Bases 1 to 1275 code for a protein of 424 amino acids. Gene Ontology annotation, molecular function: protein dimerization activity. Lineage: Eukaryota; Viridiplantae; Streptophyta; Magnoliopsida; Apiales; Apiaceae.
AUGGCCGCAAUGACUACAGCACUAAAGAAUGCUCCUAAAGAUUACAAACACCCUUCGGCCGAUAGAGCGAGAACAUCAUUACUUGAUGAUUGUAAGAGAGAAGUUGAGAAAGAGUUUGCUCCAGUAACUGAUACUUGGGUGACUCAAGGGAAAACCAUAGUCUCUGAUGGGUGGACAAACAUUAAAAAGAGACCACUUAUUAAUGUUAUCGCAUCUAAUAGUCGUGGUUCCAUGAUCUUAUAUGCUGAAGAUUUUUUUGGUGUGGAAAAAACAGGGAAAGAGAUAGCUAAUUUUCUGCUCAAAUCUAUCGACGAGAUAGGUCCUACAAAUGUCCUUCAGGUGGUCACAGACAAUGCAUCAAGUUGUAAGUUGGCAGGGAAGGAGAUAGAAAAGAGGCUAGCACAAUGUAGGGAAGCAUUAGCUACUACUGUUGUUGUUAGGUCUUGGAAAGAUUGGGUAAAUUGUGGAGAUAAAAAUGCAAGGGAAUUAGGAAAAGAAAUUACGUCAACUAUAAAAGAUGAAGAGUUUUGGGAAGAAGUUGAUAAUAUUCUGGCUAUUACUAAGCCAAUAGAUCAUAUGAUUAAAUUCGGUGAUGGUGAAGGACAAAAAAUGGGGCAGAUCUAUGAAAAAAUAGACUGCAUGAUUGGGGAGAUAAGAUUUGCUUUGAAUCCUUAUUUGUAUGAUGUAAAUUACUUGCAAUCUCCUGCUCCCGGUGGAGAGCCCAGGCGUGCGCCAAAUUGUGAUUUAGAAGUUGUCCAGGGAGUUCUCAAGGCUUUUGAUAAAAUAGGAGAAGACGGGGAAGAACGAAGAAUCUUGCGUCAACAACUAGCAAAGUUUCAAGAGAAGGAGGACAUGUUUGGCACGCUAGCAGCGAAAGUAGAUGCUGUGACAAUGUCUCCUAUAUCAUGGUGGUCUACAUACGGGGCAGAAGCACCUCAGUUUUCAGAAAUUGCUAUUAAAAUAUUGUCCCAGCCUAUAAGUAGCUCUUCUGCUGAACGCAUAUGGAGCACAUAUUCUUACAUUCACAACCUCAAAAGGAAUCGACUAAAUUCGGUGAGGGCUGACAAGUUGGUUUUUAUUCAUAGCAAUAUUAGACUUCUUUCUCGUUUCACAUCAAGUUACAAAGAUGGGCCAUAUCGAAAGUGGGAUGUUGAUGCUGAUUCUUCGUAUUUUGAUGAUUCAGUUGCAAGACUCGAGGAUUUAAGAUGGAAAGAAGAUGAACUUGAUCAAGAAGAUGGUGUGCCUUCAUCUAAAAGGCAGAUAUAUGAGGAUUAG